Messenger RNA from Camellia sinensis, 417 nucleotides. Lineage: Eukaryota; Viridiplantae; Streptophyta; Magnoliopsida; Ericales; Theaceae. The record is from RefSeq and is a predicted model, not a curated record.
AUGCAACUUGUAAAUUUCAAGGAAGAAGAUAAUUUGCCAAGUGCUCUACAAUCUGGGCGUGCUUCUAGAACUAUGCUCACUGAAUAUUUUGCAACGAACAAGGAAAACACAUCUGCUAGGCAAUGGGUAUACUUUGAAUUCCCUGAAAAUUAUGUUUGGAAUGUUCAAGAUCGAUAUUGGAAACCACGUCAAAGAAGUGGAACAAUUGGAAGAAUUGUAUCGGCCAACCCUUCGGAAGGAGAACGAUACUUCCUACGUAUACUUAUAACACACAUAAGAGGAGGUACAAGUUUCAUAAACUUGUAUACUAUAGAUGGGCAAAUAUGCUCCUCAUUCAAAGAAGCUGCUGGAAAACGAUGCUUGCUUGAGAAAGACAAUGCUACUGAAGAAUGCCGUGUAGAAGCAAGUGUUUUCUAA